AUGUCCAACAGCAGCUCCAUCAGCCACUUCCUUCUGCUGGCACUGGCAGACACGCGGCAGCUGCAGCUCCUGCACUUCUGCCUCUUGCUGGGCAUCUCCCUGGCUGCCCUCCUGGGCAACGGCCUCAUCAUCAGCGCCGUAGCCUGCGGCCAGCACCUGCACACGCCCAUGUUCUUCUUCCUGCUCAACCUGGCCCUCAGCGACCUGGGCUCCAUCUGCACCACUGUCCCCAAAGCCAUGCACAAUUCCCUCUGGGACACCACCACCAUCUCCUACACAGGAUGUGCUGCACAGCUCUUUCUGUUUCUCUUCUUCAUUUCAACAGAGUUUUCACUCCUGACCAACAUGUGCGACGACCGCUAUGUGUCCAUCU
Pyrgilauda ruficollis (rufous-necked snowfinch) is the source of this 373-nucleotide messenger RNA. RefSeq names its product olfactory receptor 14I1-like. The transcript has a single exon. NCBI's taxonomy places the organism in Eukaryota, Metazoa, Chordata, Aves, Passeriformes, Passeridae. Gene Ontology annotation, cellular component: membrane. Gene Ontology annotation, molecular function: G protein-coupled receptor activity. Gene Ontology annotation, biological process: G protein-coupled receptor signaling pathway. The record is from RefSeq and is a predicted model, not a curated record. The annotation marks the transcript as partial.